This is a messenger RNA of Pseudophryne corroboree (corroboree frog), 2603 nucleotides long. RefSeq names its product nuclear receptor subfamily 0 group B member 2-like. Bases 78 to 941 code for a protein of 287 amino acids. The transcript has 2 exons. Gene Ontology annotation, cellular component: nucleus; cytoplasm. Gene Ontology annotation, molecular function: transcription factor binding; transcription corepressor activity. The record is from RefSeq and is a predicted model, not a curated record. NCBI's taxonomy places the organism in Eukaryota, Metazoa, Chordata, Amphibia, Anura, Myobatrachidae. Gene Ontology annotation, biological process: negative regulation of transcription by RNA polymerase II.
UUUAACACACCAGUCAUAUUACUGCCGAUUGUAUAAAAGGAUCACAUCACCUACCAAUCCAGCAGGAAGACAGCCUCAUGUCUGAUACUGUUCACAUCAACCUUGGUCAUUCCUUCACGGGGGCCUGCAACAUUGCCAUGGCGUGCAGGUCUGAAAGGCCAGAAACCUGUCAAUGCAAUAGAGAUCCAGUCAACAGUAUUCUUUUUAGAAUGCUUAAUUCAGAUACCACAACAAAAAUGAAGAGCCAACACGACCAACAUGUCUGCAAUUCUGGGAGAGGAUGCCCCUGUGAGAGAAAUAGGAAAGUGUCCCUCAAACAUCCUGAACUUGUCUGCGAGAAAGCAUCAGAAGUUUUAUUAAAGACAGUGGCUUUUAUAAGAAACGUACCAUCCUUCUACCAGCUGCCUCAUGAGGAUCAGAUCCUACUGGUACGCAAGUGCUGGGCUCCACUUUUUGUAUUAGGGCUGGCACAAGAGCGAGUCAAUUUCGAAUGCAAAGAGUUAACUGCCCCGAGCCUUUUGAAGAAGAUCCUUCUUAAUCAGUCAUCUAAUGACGGCGAUAUCACGUUAAAGCCUGAUGCUGGAGUUCCUUUCAGAGAGGUGCAGAAAAUACAGAUGUUCCUUUGUAAACUUUGGAGUCUGGACAUUUGCACAAAGGAAUAUGCUUAUCUUAAAGGGAUGGCGUUGUUUAAUCCAGAUAUCAGAGGUAUGAAGUUUCAACAUUAUGUCCAGACACUGCAAAUAGAAGCUCAGCAAACGCUGAUGGAAUUCACAACCAUGAUGCAUAACAGGAGUCAGGCCCGUUUCACAUGGAUGCUGGAAGCCCUUCUCAUUCUAAAAGCCAUUGACUCUAAUGUGAUCACAGAACUUUUUUUCCAACCCAUCUCUGGAGAGAUUAAUUUGGAAGAUCUUCUGCUUGAAACUUUAUUUACUAUAGGAUGAAAUACAGAGACAUAGGCUAGCCCUAGGCACAAUAUUAUUGGGCGCAUCCCCCCUUACCAACACACACAUGGUAUUCUAACAAGACUCCACCCCUACCUGUUUUUUUGGCCUUUUGUGGACUAAGAUCCUCUUCAUCCAGGCUCCCGGACUGCACAUUCAAAUACUCACAAGACUCUCCCCAAAACAAACCUAAUCUUCUGAGGUCCUUGAUUGCACUUAAGACCAUUUUUGAAACUUGGAUUUAUAUUCAUGACUAUGGGUGCAUCAUGGAGGAUUGUUCUGUAUCCAAACAGAUACAAUGAUGCACGUUACACCCUAUGGGUGGGAUGUAAGGGAGAUCAAGUUUGCACGACGUGUGGCAGGCCGGCCGAACUCUUUUUUUAAAGAAGCAACCGUUUAUAAGGCAUGGUUAUGCCUCGAAAAGUACUGCUCCUUUAAAAAAAACUGUGAGUUUGGCCGGCAUCCCGCACUUUGGACAAACGCGGACUCCAUUACAUCCUGCUCUUUAUCUGGCCUAGCCAAUUUAUCUCUCUCCAGCUGUUGUAAAAGUAUACAUCCCAGCAUGGCCUGAAACGAUUUUAGCAUUCCCUAAUACUAAAACUGUGGCAGGGAAUGCUGGGAUUUGUAGUAUCAUAACAACAGCAGAACCACAGAUUAGACAGUCAUGCUCUAUACAGUCUCAGCAGGUCACACAGAACUGUUCAGCAUUAUAAAUGCGUCUCAUUAAAUAUUUCAUUAUGAAGUCCAGAGAUAAGGAAACACAUGAUAAAAAAUGCAUCUAACAGGCAAAACUAGAUUACCUUGAUUGUCCACUUGGUCAGAUAUAUUUCCAGCGGCAAUACUUUACAUCCUGAUAGUUGCCAGCUAUCAUAAGAGACAUCUUUGAAGCAAAUGACAAUGGUACAAUGACUGACAGCCUCCCCUGGUGUCACCUGAUUUACAUUUUACAUUAAAGAUUCUCUUACUUUGUGUCAAUAAAUGCUUUGCCUAACAGAAAAUGUAUAAAAGAGAUUAUGGAGAGCUCCGUAAAAAUAGCACUUAAUAAUAUGUUGCCCUCAUCUGUCUUUUCCUUUGGCUAUGCAUUUUACAAGUGAAUAUUCGAACAAGACCCUCUUAUGAUAAUCUGUUGGUUAAUAGAAGUAAAGGCCCCCGUACAUCUGUGACAGAUUGGGGAUGGGAAUAUUCAACAGGUUUAAAGAUCUCUAUUCCUCGAGAUCCCAGACGAAUUGUGAUCAUCGAUGGCUGCCUAUCAGCUGAUCAGCAGAUCUGGUGGGAUCAUGGAAUCAGGGAAACGGUCAUCUGAUGUAUGGGGGCCAUAUGACUAGUUUGCUAGGAACGACUGCACAUUCUUGUUGCUGUUAAUCAAUUUCCAUUUAACUGUAGUUAUCUAUGUAUUUGUUUUUAUUUUCAUUCUGUCCAUUGUGAUGCCAAUUUAAAGAUUUUUGCAUUGUGUGUACUAUUUUUGGUUUAAAAUAGUUUAGUGUUUGUACAAGACAUUGGUGAAUUCUUUGUAGUAGAACUCCCAUCUCUAUGGGGGUGCUGUUACAUUAAUCUAUCACUUUUCUCUGUUUACAUGUUGUACUUGACCUAAAAUUAUAUUUAUUUAUUUUUGGAAUAAAAUAUUAUGGCUGUAAUGUAAAAUAAAUAUUUUUUCUUAAUUAA